Tetranychus urticae (two-spotted spider mite) is the source of this 2839-nucleotide messenger RNA. RefSeq lists its product as uncharacterized. Gene Ontology annotation, biological process: regulation of transcription by RNA polymerase II. Gene Ontology annotation, cellular component: nucleus. Gene Ontology annotation, molecular function: RNA polymerase II transcription regulatory region sequence-specific DNA binding; DNA-binding transcription factor activity, RNA polymerase II-specific. Lineage: Eukaryota; Metazoa; Arthropoda; Arachnida; Trombidiformes; Tetranychidae. The record is from RefSeq and is a predicted model, not a curated record.
AGUAACUGUUAGAUGGUUUACAUUUAAUGGGUUGAUUGGACUAAUGAGAUUAGGCCAUAAAUCUCUGUCUUUUCUUGCCUCCAGUGUUGGUCUCUUGGUCAUCCUUUCAUCUUUUUUACUCUUCCUCUCCUCUUUCCUCUUGUUACAAACCGUUAUUUUUAUCCUUUGUUCAUCAUCAUUAUCAUUACUUUUAAUUGUCCACUAAACCUCUAUCCUGUCCUCUCCUUUCCUUACUUUAAAGUCAAACCAAUUGUCAAUUUUUUUCCAGUCAAGACAUCGAUUGCUUGCACUUGAUUCAUACCUUUUCUUUGAUAAUCUCAUUUUCAAGUGCCUGUAAUCCUUUAAUUAUCCUUAAUACACGUAUAACUUAGUUUUAACACUUUAAGAGUCUAUGCAAUUACAGUAACAAUUGAGAUAAGGCAACAGACUGGAAGUAGCUUUUGUCACCGGGCAUUUUGUCACUUGACAUUCUUAGCUGAUUUCUUGAGUUUUUUGUUAGAAAUUUUUACGAAAAGAAAUCGAUUCAAGUCUUGCAAUAUUAAAGAAAUGAAAUUCAAAUUAGAUUUAACUCUUCGUUGUAAUUAUGAUUGUUGAAACAUUGAGUGGAUUUUAUUUUUUCAGUUGUUUAGCCGUUUGAUUGCAUCAGAUAAAGUUGGUCAAGUAGUGACAUCUAUAACUUGUAAAGCUAACUAACACAAAGAUUUUCUUUGGUUUAAAAUAUAUUUUGGCUUACAAGCUUACAUCUGUAGACCUAUAUAUAAACACAACAACACUUAUAAAUGUAUUCCUAUUUUUUGUUCACUGUUUUAAUUGUUUAAUUGGAUCACAAUCAAAAUGUCAGUAAACAAGGAACCUACUUUCAUCAUGGUUACACCUGAAGGUAUUCAACGUGGUUUGCUCAGUGAGAUUAAAGAUUGUGUGGUCAUCCUGGAACGACUUCAACCAGAUUUCAUUGAAUCUUGCCUUAAUGGAGGUGAAGAGGAAGCCAAAAUCGAGCCUGAAUUUACAAUUGACUUAACACAAUGCUCUCCAGACGACUACAAAACUACUGCGGCUAAACAAUCUUCGCUAAAGCUUGACCAGAAGUUAUUCUGUUUAUUUAAUUUGGAAGAAUUCGAUGACCGCUAUGAAGCAGUGCAAGCGUUUUAUCGAGAGUUGAGGUAUGCGCCAUUCCGAUGUGUGGAGUGUGAUGAAGCCACCGUUGAAUUGAAAGAUUUAGUGGACCAUUACGUCGCUCAUCAUCCGGGUGAGAAAUUGGUGAAAUACAAAAUUGAAGAGAUACCGGCCAAAGAAAGAUGGGUCCAAAAAUUUAUCGACUACCAAAUGGAUUGUAUGAACGACGAUGAUGAAAUGCUUCCGAAUAAUAUAGUUAACAAAUAUUGUCCUGUAUGUAACCAGUAUGAUUACAUCCUUAAAUCAGUUCAACCAAAGGCUCGGCUCAAGGUUUCCUCUAUAUUGGAUCUGAACCAUAUAAAUAAACAUUUAAGGUACAAUCCAUAUGAAUGUGCGCUGUGUAAAAAGCGAGGAAAACGAUACGCAAUUUCAUCUGUUAAUAAAAAAGCUCAAGAUCAUCUUUCUCAUCGUCACAAUAUUGUAAAUCCAACGGAGUCUCAUGUUAAAAUUCAUUUCCAACCUUCUGCAACAAUACCCGAAUUAGAAAACUUUUUGCGUGAUUAUAUUAACAUAAUCAAAGAUAGUGAGCGUCAUACAGUCAACAAGCCUACUAUGAAAAGGAAACCCUUAUCUGGUAAAUCUAAUCGACAAAACUCUAACAGGGGGAAACAAACAGGACAAUUAUACAAACAAGCCUCAGCAUCAUAUAAAAAAAUGAAAGAGUCUCGAGAAUCCGUGAGAAAUGGUAAAAAAGCUAAUUCUAGGAAUCUUGUUGAAGAUGCCGAAGAUGCGAAUUUGGAUGAUAUGGAAACUUUAAGUAAAGAUAGUCACAACUUUUUUUGCAUUUUUUGUUCGGAAAAAAACCUCUCCGAUAUUUACACUGCUUGGGGACAUUAUGGCAACCAUUUGAAAUACACGCCAAUCGUUUGUCAAAUUUGCAACAAAAGAUUCACUAGUGAUACAACUUUUCGAUACCAUGGAAUUGAGCACGUCGAAUACUCCGAUUUACCCUUUACCCGCAACUGUGAUGAAGCUAUAGAAACGUGGGGUCAUGACUUUUUAGAGGGCAUUGCCAAUGAUUCUGAAGCUAAACCCGAAUUUGCUUCAUUUUGUCCCGUUUGUGAAAAAAUAUUCUCCAAACCUGUUGAUAUACCAUCUAUCAAUGUUACCCUGGUUAAGUCUCAUGUAUAUUCACAUUUAAAGUAUCAUCCGUUUGAAUGUUUAAAAUGUCAAGAUCAAGCUCAAUCUACUUUUGUUGGGGAUUUGGACUAUCAAGCUGCUCUGCACCUUAACGCUGUCCAUUCAUUAGUAGUGACUCCAUCUGAAGUUUCCAAAUAUUUUGUCAAAACUCGUGGAAUUGAAUCUCUUGAUAAACUGCUUAAAGAGCAUUUUGAUAAAAUUCAAUAUCUCAUUGGAACUCCAAUUCUAAGUAAUUCAAACAACUGCCCUACCGCUUUAUCCAAUGUAACCAUUAACAACGAACAGCUUGAGAUGAAUGAUGUAGCUAUUAAUAGUAUCUUACACACAUUGGAGGAAACAUUUGGCGCCAACACUUUGAAUAACCUUAUAAACUCUGUUGAAGAUUCUUCAGGAAAAUGAAUUCUUUUAUUUAGCUACCAAAAAUUUAAUACUUAUGUAUCUGGUUUAAUUGUUUAAUUUGACUCUUUUUUGUAUUAUUUUUCAUUAAAUCUUUACUGAUGAAUGAAACACAAGUUAUGAACUUAAA